GAUUUUGGUUCUCUCUGCAGCUCUGUGGUGUAACUGCACCACACCAAAGUGUGUGAAGGAUGGGUAUAAGUGCGAGACCACGGGGGCGUGCAUGGCCUCCACCUCAGUCAUUGAAGGACAGGAACAGCAUGUGCAGCUCUGCAUUGAGAAGGAGAACCUGGUUCCUCCGGGACAGCCGUUCUACUGCCUCAGCGCCGAGGGACUGAUGAACACACACUGUUGUUACUCUGAUUACUGCAACCGCAUCGACUUCAUACUACCAACCGUGACUCAAGGAGCAGGUUCAGAGCAGGACUGGGGGCCGGUGGAGCUCACUGCUGUGGUGGUGGGGCCAGUGUUUGUGGUGUGUGUGCUGGUUCUGCUGGGUUUCUUCUUCUUCCAUCAUCACCAGCGAGCCUACGGUCACCGGCAGAUACUGGAGGUAGAGGAUCCCAGCACUGAACACAUGUUCCUGGCCAAGGACAAGACUUUACAGGACCUCUUCUACGAAAACUCCACCUCAGGAUCAGGUUCGGGUUAGCAUCGCAGGAGAAGUGUGCUGGAUGGUUUGUUUAUGCAUGAGAUUUUAUUGAUGAGGGUCAUAAAAGCCAUCUGUUCUGGACACCUGUUUGUACACCCCCCUCCCCUCCCUGUACAGCCCAGUGACUUAAAUAUGAACUUAUGAACCUGAGAAGGAAUUUCGAUGGGAGGGAAAAUGUGUUGGGGAACUAUGUGCUUUUUUUCAACAUUAAAAUGUGAAAUCAUGAAAAUGGUAUAAGGGGUGUUUUUAUUAAGGUUUUAAAUACACAAUACACGCAUUUCAAGACAAAGGUUAUAAACACAGCCUAAAUGGAAACAAUGUAAUGAUCGUUUUCAUACUCGGAAAAGUGUAAAAACUGUGUUAAAGUUGUUACAAAUUAAAUAAAAAGAAAACUAGGUUACUGGUUAUUUAUCUAAAACAACUAAACAAGUCAAAAACUACUAGAUACGUUCGUUAAGCAACACAUGGAAAAGAUGUGAGAGCUUGUGGUAUUACUAUUCAAAAAGGUGUUUUGUUACCAGUUGGAAAAGAAAGCUAGGCUACAGAGUUUUAUAACAUUUGUACCUUACCUCAAACUUAAAAAAAGAAGCGAAUGUAAAGCACCGAUACAAAACAAAAGUUGCCGUUUGUCAGAAACGUCUAACGAUGUUAGAAAAAGUUAAAAUGAAAGAAAAAAAGAUGGUAGGCAUUUACGUGCAAAAAAGAAAAAAAGAUCUCCUAGCAAAGUGUUACAACAUCUCCGUUGAAUCGACUUCACAGCAUCGCUGACACACUUAGAAUGAGGCUUGGGAAUGCUUCGGAAAAGCCACGCCUACAGCCCUGCCCUCUCUAACACUGGAGGCGUGAUAGUAGCAGCAAAUAGAUUUAAAUGUAUGUUAAAAUGAUUAAACUAAGUAGUUUUUAAUAAAUAGACAUCAGUUCUUAAUUAGUGAAAUGUUAUAUCCAUUUAAACAUAAGACCAAUUUUUACUUUUAAAUGAUGUAGGCCUAUAGAAAAAAGUAGGUC
This is a messenger RNA of Carassius auratus (goldfish), 1525 nucleotides long. RefSeq names its product activin receptor type-1B-like. Gene Ontology annotation, cellular component: membrane. Gene Ontology annotation, molecular function: transmembrane receptor protein serine/threonine kinase activity; ATP binding. Gene Ontology annotation, biological process: protein phosphorylation. The record is from RefSeq and is a predicted model, not a curated record. The transcript is spliced from 2 exons. Lineage: Eukaryota; Metazoa; Chordata; Actinopteri; Cypriniformes; Cyprinidae. The coding region runs from base 92 to 520 and encodes 142 amino acids.